AUGUCCAAUUUUAUCUAUCCUCCUCUCGACGCCGAAAAGCUUGACCAUGCCACGUUUCUGCCCGAGUACAACACCCCAGCAAUGGAUCAUUCACGACGCAACAUGAAUGAUGCUGCCGAUAUUGAGAAGCAGAGCACUGGCAACACAACCGACAACAACGUUCCACUGGAAAGCACGUACUCUCUACUUCGGAAGGUCGCAUUCCUUGCGGCCUACUUCUUCUUGAAUCUAGCCUUGACGAUAUCAAACAAAGCCAUAUUAGGCAAGGCGAAAUAUCCAUGGCUGCUUACGACAAUGCAUGCAUCUAUAACCUCGUUUGGGUGUUUCAUGCUCCUCGGAUCCGGGCACAUGAAGGCGAGACGUCUCAGUAGACAGGAAAGCCUGACAGUGGUUGCAUUUUCUGGCCUGUUUGCGCUGAACAUUGCGAUGUCGAACGUUUCCCUUGCUGCGGUAUCAAUACCCCUUCACCAAAUCAUGCGUUCGACCUGUCCAGUGGUGACAAUCGCGAUCUACUGGCUCGUUUACAAGCGAAGCUAUUCAAAGGAGACGUAUCUUUCCAUGAUACCAUUGAUUCUUGGGGUUGGGGUUGCGACAGCAGGCGACUAUUACUGCACGCUAGGCGGGUUUCUGCUUACCGCGACCGGUGUCGUGCUGGCUGCUAUCAAGACAAUCGCCACGAACCGGCUAGUCAGCAAUUUUUCACCAAUGGAGGUGCUUCUUUACAUGUCCCCACUUGCGGCGGCACAGUGCGUAGUUUACGCAUUCGCAGCAGGCGAGGUCCAGCGGGUUAGAUUGGACAUGGCUGCAGGCACGUAUCGCACGUCCGAGUGGAAAUUCUUUCUGGGUCUACUAAUGAAUGCUUCUACGGCAUUUGCAUUGAACAUUGUCUCCUUUCAAACGAACAAGGUGGCUGGAGCAUUGACGAUCUCAGUCUGUGGCAACGUCAAGCAAGCCUUGACAAUCAUGCUUGGAGUCGUACUGUUCAGCGUGCCGAUGGGGCGCAUGAACAUUGUGGGCACGCUUAUAACAGUGGUCGGUGCUGCAUGGUUUAGCAAGGUGGAACUGGACAAUAAGAAGAUUCGGAGUACAAAGUGA
Molecule: messenger RNA, 1095 nt
Organism: Recurvomyces mirabilis
Lineage: Eukaryota; Fungi; Ascomycota; Dothideomycetes; Mycosphaerellales; Teratosphaeriaceae
Exons: 2
Coding region: 1-1095 (364 amino acids)
Cellular component (GO): Golgi apparatus
Molecular function (GO): antiporter activity
Source: RefSeq, a predicted model, not a curated record